Selaginella moellendorffii is the source of this 1744-nucleotide messenger RNA. RefSeq names its product 33 kDa chaperonin. Gene Ontology annotation, biological process: protein refolding. Lineage: Eukaryota; Viridiplantae; Streptophyta; Lycopodiopsida; Selaginellales; Selaginellaceae. Gene Ontology annotation, molecular function: protein folding chaperone. Gene Ontology annotation, cellular component: cytoplasm. The record is from RefSeq and is a predicted model, not a curated record. The transcript is spliced from 11 exons. The coding region runs from base 232 to 1479 and encodes 415 amino acids.
ACAUCUCGAUGAGGAGGUUCUCCAGGUGCCGAUUGCGCGAGUGCUUGGUUGCAAGGAUCUGGGAGUGGAGCUUCUUUGCUUGGGAGAGAUCCCUGGAGUGACCGCAAGAUUUGACGAGCUGGAGGCAGAGCUGGAGAUCGGCAUGGUAGCCUUGCUGCUCGAGAAGAUCGAUUGGAGCACAAAUACCUUCUUCUCGCAUAUUCACGUUUUAGGUCUCCAUUUGAUAUUGCGAUGCGCAGGUUGCGUUCUCUACUCGCGUUGAGAAGGGGCUUUUGCUCCUCCAGCGGUAGUGGUGAUUACAUUCUUAGCUGCGUCAGCUCGAGUGAAGAGAUCGAGAUUCAUAGUGUCAAAGCCGAUGCUCUCGUUCGGGAAGCUCAGAGAACGCUUCAAACUUCUCGAAUGUCGUCGAUCGUUCUUGGUAACGCGAUGAUGGGAUCGGUUCUUUUGAGCUCGAUUUUUCCCGACGCGAAUGCUAUCACGAUAUCAACAGUAUGCGAUGGACGUCUUGGAUUUGUUCAUGCGGCCACUACAUUUGAUGGUUUCACGACGGGUCACGUCCACAAUCUAAGCCACAGUUCUCAUGGAAACAUGAUCAUGGCCACGGUAGUCAGAGAGUGUGACAUGCGCCUGUCUAUAAGCCUAUCGAAGUCUCACAGAACCUUUGUGUCCCCGAUGGGACCAUCUCGUGAAGUUGCAGAGAGCUUAGCAUAUUUUCUUUGGAAAAACCAGAAGAUGGAUACAGCAGCUAGCUUAGCUAUGAAAUUUGACGAACACAACAUUGUAAAGACUGCCCGAGGUUUCAUUAUUCAGGUGUAUCCUCUGUCUGAAAAAUUAGCCUGCCAUCAGCUACGCGAGAACAUUGAAAACUCUCCUUCACUUGCUGAUCUGGACGAUACGGACGCAAGAGACAUUAUUGAGAAGCUUCUGCAUGGGAUUGAACCUGGCAGUUUUUCACAGCGUGAUCUCAAAUUCCAACCUGUUGGUGAAGAGGAGCGGCAGAGGUUUCUGUGGCAGCGAGAAAAGUUGUUUUCUUCAAACCAGGCAAGAACCUAUGAGAAAAUGAUUAACAAUCCUACAUCGCAGGACUUCGAAGAAACAAAGCUCCCACCUCAGCAUCCGUCCGACCUCUAUAAGCUUGCCAAUGGCGCGUUUACAAGCAAGAUUGGAACGACUCGGAGGGGACCUCGCAGACCAGAAAUAAGGAUGCCGCGCAUGGUACACACACCUUCCCGUGAGCGUUCUUUCAAGCGACAUGGUGGGAUCAAUGAGCAGGAAAUGACGGAGAAUGGUUUCGAACAAAGGAAAAGCCAGGGAGUGGACGACACGGCUGUCCAUGGGCUUCACCAGUGGGACGACCACGAAAUCAUAUGUGUGGUUCCUCACACUCAAAGGAUUCGAGUAUGGAAUGUUGUGGCUGUUGUUGGAAGGAGCAACGUAAGGCUCGAGAAUGCGGGUCCUGUGAAAACCAGGUCAACAUAGAUCAUAGAAGAACGUCAGAGGUGCCAUCUCGUCAAAGCUUUGGAUGUCAAUUGUGGGAGGCGAGUCAUUGCUGCUCAAGGGGAUAAAGUUGCCACUCGCCACGGUGGUAUUGGAUGGGCGAUUCAUCCUUGAUACAGCAAUUUCCAAUGGCAUCUUUCUCACCCCAGUGUUCUUGUGUUGCUUGUAACACUGUUAAACGCAGGAAAAUUGACGGGAGACAAUUGUAGUAGUUAAUAAUAUUUUAGUUUAUAACCUUUAGUAUGAA